UGCAGAAUGAUGACCCACCAUAACCUCGACCGCGACUGGGGUUGGCUUCUUUAACUUCUUUGAAGACUUUCUUCUCAGCUUUGUGGCUCUGGGCCAUGGACAACAACCAAAUGAGUGGUGACGGAGACCAGGGCAAGACUAAACCAAAUGUGAAACCUCAAUAUGAGCAAAAAGCCGUUGACCAACAGGGAGUGCCAGAGAAGCCUGAGAGAUUUGGGGUUCCCCUUCGGAGGAGCCGCAGCACUGACUCUGAGCGUCGGGGCAGGCAUAGGGAGCGAGAACGGGAACGUGGAGAAAGAAGAGAGCGGGGUCGAAGUGUAGAUGGCAGACACAGUGACCAGAGAAGGAAAAGGGACACAACAAAACAUUUUGAGGACUACCUGGAUGAGACAGAGUGUCCUGUGUGCUUCUGCUCUUAUGACAAUGUCUUUAAAACUCCAAAGCUGCUCCCAUGCGGCCACACAUUUUGCCUGGAAUGCCUGGCACGCAUUAACGUCUCUUCGGUGGAGAUAAAGAAGCUCUCUUGCCCUGUGUGCCGGGAGCUGACCGAAAUCCGGCAUGGUCGAGACCUCGCACGGCUUGGCAACAAUGAGGACGUUUUCCGCAAGCUGCCACCACAGAUGCAACAGGCGCAGUCCGUGAAAUUUGAACGCAGUAAAGGCAAACUGGUCCUGAAGAGCCCUACUCUGGCAAGCUGCCUUUUCAAAAAGAGUGUUCAACCCGUGGGGGCUGUGGAAGAAGGUCUUUCGGGGGCUACAACGGUGAAUGUGGGCAGACCACCCAACAGGGUGAGAGGUCGCUUUGGAAGGAUGUUCCAAUCUGGUUACUACUACUAUGCUGUGGUGAUUUCUAUUGUUGUAAUUGCAAUAGCUUUAAUAGUAGUUGGCAUCUUGACCUUUGUGGUGAUGCCAAACAUUUUUUAUCAAAAGAGGCCAUAAGUAGGUUGAACUGAUUAAGAGACAGUAUGAGAGUAAACCCUGGCACAUUGUGUUACUACAAGCAAGGACACUCUUUUGGAACAAAAUUACUCCAACACAUGUCAGGGGACUAAAAUUUUUGCUUUCACCCCAAGUGGCCAAAGAGGCAAUUGUAAAAAGAAUGUAAAUUUUAUUGGUGUAAUGAACUGAAGAUUUUUGUAAAGGCUGCUCCUCAGUAGGAAUGUGAAUAUCAGUAUUCACUUA
This is a messenger RNA of Trichomycterus rosablanca, 1181 nucleotides long. It is a transcript of the gene rnf183, whose product is annotated as ring finger protein 183. Gene Ontology annotation, molecular function: ubiquitin protein ligase activity. Gene Ontology annotation, biological process: protein ubiquitination. The transcript has 2 exons. The record is from RefSeq and is a predicted model, not a curated record. Lineage: Eukaryota; Metazoa; Chordata; Actinopteri; Siluriformes; Trichomycteridae. The coding region runs from base 96 to 938 and encodes 280 amino acids.